UACCACCAACCACUUCCCUUUCGAAACUUUUGCAUAGACAUGUCAGCAAGCGGAAAUCAGUCAGGCGAUGAAGGCGAUUUGGAUCUCAAGGAGCAGGAUCGUUACCUUCCCAUUGCAAAUGUUGCACGCAUUAUGAAAAAGUCAUUACCGGAAAACGCGAAAAUUGCCAAAGAAGCCAAAGAAUGCGUUCAAGAAUGCGUCUCAGAAUUCAUUUCUUUCAUCACUAGCGAAGCAAGCGAUCGUUGUUUACAAGAAAAGCGCAAGACCAUCAACGGAGAAGAUAUUUUGUGGGCAAUGCAAUCAUUGGGCUUUGAAAAUUAUGCAGAAGCACUCAAAAUAUACCUGGGCAAAUAUCGAGAGACGACCAAGUUGGAACGAGCCACUUCAUCCACAAAAGACAAAGAAGACGAUGCUUCGCCUGAUUCAAAGCAAUCACAGCAACAAGAUCAGCAGCAACCAUCACCACAACAGCUCUACAUGCAGCAACAGCAGCCAACGUCUCAGCCAGGCCAACCACCAGCUGGCAUGUCUGGCAACUUUUACAACGGUCAAUAACACAUUCAAUUAAAGAAAUCAAUAUCAAAACGUAUACUGUGCUCGGGACUACUAUUGUUCGUCUACAUUCAUUUGCUACAAGAGGGAAAUUAAGGAUCUACGCUUGGAAGGAUCGUCAUUC
Molecule: messenger RNA, 676 nt
Organism: Zychaea mexicana
Lineage: Eukaryota; Fungi; Mucoromycota; Mucoromycetes; Mucorales; Lichtheimiaceae
Product: histone-fold-containing protein
Exons: 4
Coding region: 40-555 (171 amino acids)
Biological process (GO): regulation of transcription by RNA polymerase II
Cellular component (GO): CCAAT-binding factor complex; nucleus
Molecular function (GO): RNA polymerase II cis-regulatory region sequence-specific DNA binding; DNA-binding transcription activator activity, RNA polymerase II-specific; protein heterodimerization activity
Source: RefSeq, a predicted model, not a curated record